UAGGUGGGGCUUUGGGUUGUCCUGAAUAACUCGAAGUGGACUAACUGAGACUUUACAGUUCACACACCGAGUGGAUUUGUCUUUGUCCCACGCGCAUAACGGGCUUCGUGACACCAGAAAGACGCAGGCGCACUUCAGGACGCAGUCAUGUAUCUGUACCUCUUGGCACUGCUGGUUCUGUAUUACCUGUACCGCUGGGUCAGAGAACUACCCACGGUCCCAGACAAGGGCAACAAGUAUGUGUACAUCACAGGCUGUGACACUGGAUUUGGGAACCUCCUGGCUCGACAUCUGGACAAAAAAGGGUUCAGAGUGAUCGCAGGGUGCUUUACUGAAAAAGGAGAGGAGGAACUUAAAAAGUCUUGCUCCAGCAAAAUGAUCACGACACACUUAGAUGUUACAUCUAAAGAAAGUGUUGCCAAAGUUUCUGCAAUGAUUAAGGAGAAAGUAGGGGAAAGUGGCUUAUGGGCUGUGGUGAACAAUGCAGGAGUGUCUGUUCCCACCGCACCAUGUGAUUGGCUCACCAUUGAUGACUACGUUUUCAUGCUGAAUGUGAACCUGAACGGGGUCAUCGCCGUGACCCUGAGCGUCCUGCCGCUUAUUAAGAAGGCGAGGGGAAGGGUGGUCAAUGUCGCCAGUGUGUUUGGAAGAGUCAGUCCCACAGGAGGCCCGUACUGUGUCUCUAAGUACGGCGUGGAAGGUUUUAACGACAGCCUCAGGUUGAAUAUGAUGCCUUUUGGUGUCAAAGUCCUUUGCAUUGAGCCAGGCUUCUUCAAAACCAACGUGACUGACACUGGUAUCCUGAGCAAAAACGUCAAGAUGCUAUGGGACAAACUGCCCAAGGAUGUGAAAGAUGACUAUGGACCAGAGUAUCUUCCAAAGUCACUGGACGUAAUAGCAAAUAAGGUUGCGAAGAUCAGUGAUGGAGAUCUGAUGAAGGUGGUCCGCUGUAUGGAGCACGCCAUAUCUGCUGUCCGGCCUCGUACCCGCUACUCCGCAGGCUGGGAUGCCAAGUUUUUCUGGCUGCCACUGUCAUACAUGCCAUCAUGUGUCUCUGAUUACCUUCUGAGUAAAGAGUCUAUUCCAAUAGCAAAACAAUUGGAAUAAAGUGUGUUUCUCUAUACGUCAAUCUGUGCACAUUUCAUUUCCUGUAUCUGUUCAUAUAAUGCAUGCCCACCAGUAUGACUGUACUGCUGCUGAUUUCAUAUGCAGUUUUGGAUAGAAAGCAUUUUAUCUGGAAAACAAUUACACAUUACCCUUGUGAAAUAAACCAUG
This is a messenger RNA of Sphaeramia orbicularis (orbiculate cardinalfish), 1275 nucleotides long. Its product is annotated as retinol dehydrogenase 7-like. Gene Ontology annotation, biological process: steroid metabolic process. Gene Ontology annotation, molecular function: oxidoreductase activity. The record is from RefSeq and is a predicted model, not a curated record. Gene Ontology annotation, cellular component: intracellular membrane-bounded organelle. Lineage: Eukaryota; Metazoa; Chordata; Actinopteri; Kurtiformes; Apogonidae. Bases 148 to 1107 code for a protein of 319 amino acids. The transcript is spliced from 5 exons.